UGUUUUUAUUAAUAAGCCCCUCCCAGUUGUCUGGAAGGUUUCAGUUUUCUCAGUUAGAACUCGCAUUUUUAUACUUGAGGAUUUAGAUCGAGGUCCACUCAUCAUGAUUGUGAAGGUUGCGGUUCUGCUGUUGGCACUCUGCUUGGCCUUGGCAAAAGAUAAUCUUGUCGGAGCCCCGACAAAUUCCAACAUGAACGACCCUCAAGUCCAGGAAGCCCUGAGUUUCGCCGUCGCUCAGUAUAACGAAGACAGUGGCAGCUUGUACACCAGCCACGUUCUUCAUGUGAUCAAGGUUCAGACACAGGUUGUUGCUGGUGUGAAGUACAUCUUCACUGUGAAGAUGGCCACAACAUCCUGUUUAAAAGGAGCAGCUAAAAACACGUGUGCCAUCGUUGCGAAACCAGUGCCUCGUGAAUGCACACUGGCAGUGUGGAGUCAGCCUUGGCUCAACAGCAUGGUGCUGGUGGAGAACACCUGCUAAAAAACUCCAAAUGCUAAAAUAAUCACAUUUAAUAUAUAUUCAAUCAACUAAUAUCUACAACUUAUCACUACUCUGACAUUAGAAAAGAUCAUUUCUAGGGAAAAUUUAAAAUAGUGGUUAAUUAUUCAAAUGAAGCAUAUCAUUAAUUAUAUUAAUUGUAAUAAAAGGCUUUAAUCAAUGCA
Messenger RNA from Silurus meridionalis, 663 nucleotides. RefSeq names its product cystatin-like. Lineage: Eukaryota; Metazoa; Chordata; Actinopteri; Siluriformes; Siluridae. The record is from RefSeq and is a predicted model, not a curated record. Gene Ontology annotation, molecular function: cysteine-type endopeptidase inhibitor activity. The transcript is spliced from 3 exons. The coding region runs from base 104 to 481 and encodes 125 amino acids.